Aedes albopictus (Asian tiger mosquito) is the source of this 1845-nucleotide messenger RNA. RefSeq lists its product as uncharacterized. The transcript is spliced from 2 exons. Gene Ontology annotation, molecular function: nucleic acid binding. The record is from RefSeq and is a predicted model, not a curated record. NCBI's taxonomy places the organism in Eukaryota, Metazoa, Arthropoda, Insecta, Diptera, Culicidae. Bases 1 to 1845 code for a protein of 614 amino acids. Gene Ontology annotation, biological process: DNA integration.
AUGGAUAACCCAUGGUUUGAAGGCGUAGAAUUCCUACACAAAUCCGAAGAACAGUGGCCCGAGGAGCGACCACUACCAGAUACCAGCGAAGAGCUUCGUUCUGCACAUUUCCAACUAGGCCACUUUGCUCCACCGAUCGACAUCUCACGGUUCAGUUCGUGGACUAGAUUACACCGAGCCACCGCGUAUGUUCUGCGCUACAUCGACAACCUUCGCCGGAAGAAGUCUGGUCAACAAUUAGAACUCGGCGGGCUGCAUCAGGACGAGCUGCAGCGAGCUGAACGUGCUUUAUGGAGUUUGGCUCAGUUCGAGGCGUACCCCAAUGAGAUUGCUGUACUUUCCAAGUCCCAAGGUUCACCGGAUGAUCGACACCGUAUUGUCAAGAAGUCUAGUCCAAUAUACCGUACCUGGCCUUUCCUGGACAACAAUGGGAUUCUUCGUAUGCGAGGCCGAAUAGGUGCUGCACCAUACGCACCGACGGAAGCUAAGUUCCCGGCAAUCCUCCCCCAUCGUCAUCCACUAACUGUUCUUAUUGUAGACUGGUAUCAUCGUCACUUUCGCCACGCUAACCGAGAAACCAUUGUUAACGAGCUACGACAAAGAUUUGAAAUCGCCAACCUCAGAGCACUUGUGCAAAAAGUUGCGAAAAAUUGUAUGUGGUGUCGAGUGACAAAGGUGUCGCCAAAAACCCCAGCCAUGGCACCACUACCAGAGAUGCGACUGGCAUCAUUUGUCCGACCCUUUACAUUUGUUGGGCUCGACUACUUCGGACCGGUGCUUGUCAAGGUGGGCAGAAGCAAUGCGAAGCGAUGGGUGGCCCUCUUCACCUGCCUGACAAUUAGAGCCGUGCACUUAGAAGUUGUCCAUUCGCUGAGUACCGAAUCCUGUAUUAUGGCAGUACGACGCUUUGUCGCACGACGAGGACCACCAAGAGAAUUCUGGACGGACAACGCAACCUGCUUUCAAGGGGCGGGUAACGAGUUGAAAGCAGAGAUCGAAGCCAAAACCCGAGCUCUGGCACUAACAUUCACGAGUGCUCAGACGAGCUGGAAGUUCAUUCCCCCAUCCACUCCUCAUAUGGGUGGAGCAUGGGAGAGGCUCGUCCGCUCGGUGAAAGUGGCGAUUGGAGCGAUGCUGGAAGCACCCCGCAAACCAGAUGAUGAGACCAUGGAGACGAUUCUCUACGAAGCAGAGGCCAUGGUGAACUCUAGGCCACUCACCUACAUCCCAUUGGAAUCUGCUGAUGAAGAGGCGUUGACACCCAACCACUUUAUACUUGGCAGUUCCAACGGAGAAAAACUCCUACCUACAGAACCCGUGGAUCAACGAACAACUCUUCGUAGUAGCUGGAAACUAGCCCAAUUCAUCUCCGAUCAGUUCUGGGCUAGAUGGCUAAAAGAGUACCUCCCCGUAAUUACUCGACGAACCAAGUGGUUCGAAGAAACUAAAGAUCUAGAAGUUGGCGACCUGGUACUGGUGGCUGGUGGAACGGCGAGGAACCAGUGGAUUCGAGGAAGGAUUGAGCAAGUGUUCCCGGGACGGGACGGCCGGAGUCUCGGCAUCUUCUGCGUGAUCCAGCUGGUAAUGCUGCUGAAGCGACCGAAGUUGACCCUCCCCAACGGCAACAACCACUCGCUGCGGAUCAAGCGACCACGGGAACUGGCCCCGCUAGCCACCAGUACGAUCGCGUCCACCUCAAGCGGCAUGACGUCACACACAAUGACCGUUUCGUCGCUGGGCCCAACUGCCCCAACGGCCCACAGCAGCGCAAGCAGCACCAUGCAGAAGCCCCCAAUCGCGCAGAAGCCGAUUGUGCCCAAAAUCGAGCACCCGAUCAUCAAAUAG